AUGUAUAAAAGGACGCGAUAUAAUAACAGAGAUUCGGAUAAGGACUCAUCUCAGAACCGAUAUAGAUAUAAUAACAGAUACCAUAAUAGAUACGACAGGUACGAUGAUGGUCGCCGCUCCUAUCAAACAAACCAAUAUCAUAAUAAUGAGAAAUUAGUGACUAGAAUCUUACCAGAUUUUAAACCAUCAGGAUUAUUAGAGCUGGAUUCUAAUAAUAUUGAAGGGGUUCAUAUAUUACAUGUGGACCCUUCUGAUAGCACUAGUCCUGAAAUAUAUUAUUCAAAAUAUCCAACUUCAUCAGAGAAAAUAUUUAAAAUAUCUAUAUUUAAGAAUACAGCUGACUCAAUGAAAUCUAAAGAUAAUGUUUCUGAAAAGCCUAUUGAAGAAAUAGAAUUAUAUGAUCAAAAACAUUAUCUUAUAGGAAGAGAUAAGAUUGAAGUGGAAAAUGAAGAUACUGUAAAAGGAAAAGACAUAGUUGUUGCUGAUAUCCUUUUAAAAGAUGAAAAAUUAGCUAAACAACAAUGUGUUUUACAAUUUAGAGAGAUUAACGGUGAAUUGAAAUUAUACUUGAUGGAUUUAAAUUGUAGUAAAAUUGAUACAUUAAUUAAUGAUAUGGUAAUACCGAAAUCUAGAUAUGUAGAGCUAAUUAGUGGCGAUGUUAUCGUAUUAAAUAAAUUUGAAAUCGUUUACGUAUGCAAUUGA
Henningerozyma blattae CBS 6284 is the source of this 702-nucleotide messenger RNA. It is a transcript of the gene PML1, whose product is annotated as Pml1p. Gene Ontology annotation, molecular function: mRNA binding; protein binding. The coding region runs from base 1 to 702 and encodes 233 amino acids. Gene Ontology annotation, biological process: maintenance of RNA location; mRNA splicing, via spliceosome. Gene Ontology annotation, cellular component: nucleus. The record is from RefSeq and is a predicted model, not a curated record. NCBI's taxonomy places the organism in Eukaryota, Fungi, Ascomycota, Saccharomycetes, Saccharomycetales, Saccharomycetaceae. The transcript has a single exon.